AUGGUACGUGAGCAAUACACAACAGCCACAGAGGGCACCCACAUUGAAAGGCCAGACGACCAGAAUGUUUAUAAAAUCGGCAUUUACGGCUGGAGAAAACGUUGUCUCUACUUAUUUGUUCUUCUUUUGCUCGUCAUCUUAGUUGUGAAUUUGGCUCUUACAAUUUGGAUCCUCAAAGUGAUGUGGUUUUUUCCAACAGGGAUGGGUCAUUUGCGUGUAAAUCAAGAUGGACUUCGCCUGGAAGGGGAGUCGGAAUUUUUGUUCCCGUUGUAUGCCAAAGAAAUACACUCCAGACUGGACUCCUCUCUGCUUCUGCAGUCAACUCAGAAUGUGACCUUGAAUGCCCGCAACUCUGAAGGAGAGGUCACGGGCAGGCUAAAAGUCGGUCCAAAAUUGGUUGAAGUUCAAAGUCAACAGUUUCAAAUCAACUCUAAGCAAGGCAAACCACUGUUCACAGUUGAUGAAAAGGAAGUUGUAGUUGGUACAGAUAGACUUCGAGUGACUGGACCUGAAGGAGGUCUUUUUGAACAUUCAGUGGAGACUCCACUUGUCCAAGCUGACCAUUCUCCAGAGCUGAGGUUAGAAUCCCCCACCCGGAGUCUCAGCAUGGAUGCCCCCAGAGGUGUUCAUAUCAGAGCGCGUGCUGGGAAGAUGGAGGGCCUCUCUCAAAAGGAUAUCAGAUUGCAUAGCAGCGAUGGGAUGCUUGUGCUGGAUGCUGAAACCUUGUGUUUGCCCAAGUUGGCUCAGGCGACUGGAGGUCCCUCUGGCAGCUCAGAAGGGCUCUAUGAAAUCUGUGUUUGUCCAGAUGGGAAGCUUUACCUGUCUGUGGCUGAUGUGGGCACCACGUGCCAGGAAAACAGCCUCGUCUGUCUCUAA
This is a messenger RNA of Elephantulus edwardii (Cape elephant shrew), 876 nucleotides long. It is a transcript of the gene SGCG, whose product is annotated as sarcoglycan, gamma (35kDa dystrophin-associated glycoprotein). The record is from RefSeq and is a predicted model, not a curated record. Gene Ontology annotation, cellular component: sarcoglycan complex; sarcolemma. Gene Ontology annotation, biological process: cardiac muscle tissue development; heart contraction. The coding region runs from base 1 to 876 and encodes 291 amino acids. The transcript is spliced from 7 exons. NCBI's taxonomy places the organism in Eukaryota, Metazoa, Chordata, Mammalia, Macroscelidea, Macroscelididae.